CGCUAGUCGAGGCAGAGCCUGGCGUUGGUGGCAGAGGCGGCGGCGGCGGCAGGAGCCGGGCGGCCAUUGCCGGCGAGGGUGGAGGCGGCGGCGGCGGCGGCUUCGUCCGCCAUGGACUGAGGGCGACGCGAUGGGCAACAAGGAGUCCCGCAUCGGCUUCCUCACCUACGACGAGGCCCUGCGGAGGGUUACGGAUGUAGAACUGAAGCGGCUGAAAGAUGCGUUCAAGAGGACCUGCGGACUCUCGUGUUACAUGAGCCAACAAUGCUUCAUUAGGGACGUGCUCGGGGAUGGCGUUCCUCCAAAGGUCGCAGAGGUUAUAUACUGCUCUUUUGGCGGCACGUCCAAAGGACUACAUUUCAAUAACCUGAUAGUGGGGCUAGUCCUCUUGACAAGGGGCCGAGAUGAAGAGAAAGCGAAAUACAUUUUCAGCCUGUUCUCCAAUGAGUCCGGGAGCUGUGUCGUCCGCGACGAGAUGGAAAGGAUGCUUCACGUGGUGGAUGGGAAAGUCCCGGAAACCCUCAAGAAAUGCUUCUCCGAGGGUGAAAAGGUGAAUUACGAGAGGUUCAGAAAUUGGCUGCUGCACAACAAAGAGGCCUUCACGUUUUCCCGCUGGCUGCUGUCCGGAGGCGUGUACGUUACGCUCACAGAUGACAGCGACACCCCCACCUUCUACCAAACCCUCGCCGGCGUCACCCACCUGGAAGAAUCGGACAUCAUCGAUCUCGAGAAACGCUACUGGCUCCUGAAGGCUCAGUCGAGAACGGGCCGUUUUGAUCUGGAAACGUUCGGCCCCUUGGUUUCUCCGCCCAUUCAUCCGUCUCUGGGGGAAGGCCUCUUCAACGCCUUCGAUGAAAAUCGCGACAAUCACAUCGACUUCAAAGAGAUCUCCUGCGGACUCUCGGCCUGCUGCAGGGGACCGCUGGCGGAAAGGCAGAAAUUUUGCUUCAAGGUUUUUGACAUUGACCGAGACGGGGUGUUGUCCCGUGUUGAACUCGAAGACAUGGUGGUCGCUCUUUUAGAAGUCUGGAAAGAUAAUCGUACUGACGACAUUCCUGAGUUGCACAUGAACCUGUCUGACAUUGUUGAAGGCGUUCUGCAGGCUCACGACACCACCAAGCUCGGCCACCUCACCCUGGAGGAUUACCAGAUCUGGAGUGUGAAGAGUGCGCUCGCCAACGAAUUUCUGAACCUACUUUUUCAGGUGUGCCAUAUAGUGCUAGGUUUAAGACCCGCCACUCCAGAAGAGGAAGGACAAAUCAUUAGGGGCUGGCUGGAACGCGAAAGUAGGUACGGCCUUCAGGAAGGACACAACUGGUUUCUUAUUGCAAUGCCGUGGUGGCAGCAGUGGAAGGAAUAUGUCAAAUAUGACGCUAGCCCCAUCGUGAUCGCGCCUUCGUCCGUCUUCAACGGAGGUAAGAAUCCGCUCCCGGCUCCCGCAGCCCGUACGCCGGAGCAGGGAGAAGACAAAACGGGCGCUUUAAAUUACUUCCCUGCCACCGAAGAAAAGGGUUCAGAUAACAUUUCCACCGCGUCCGAAGCCUCAGAGACCGCUGGCAGCAAUUUCCUCUACGCCGCCACGCCGAGCGCCGAGAUGUGUUUCGCCCGGCAGCUGAACUCUUCUGAUAACAACAACCAAUGCCUGCUGGGCUCGAAUGGGAAUAUAUUGCUGCACCUCCAUCCGCAGCGGCCGGGGGCGAUGGACAACCAGCCGCUCGUGACGCAAGACCCGAUGAAGGCUCCAUCCUUGACCCUGGAAGGCGGCCGGCUCAAACAGUCUCCCCUGUUAAUUCAAGGGAGGAAUUACGAAGUCGUCCCGGAACCGGUGUGGAGGGCUCUUUACCACUGGUACGGUGCAAACCUGUCUUUACCGAGACCAGUGAUCAAAACCAAGGCGGCCAACCUGCCAGAAUUGGAGCUCUUCCCCCGCUACCUGCUCUUCCUGCGACAGCAGCCCGCCACCCGGACCCAGCAGUCCAACAUCUGGGUGAACAUGGGUAUGAUGACCCUGAGGGUGUUUCCUCACCAUUUGCCGAGAGGGAACGUCCCGUCCCCCAGCGCCCCCUUGAAGAGAGUCCUGGCCUACACCGGCUGCUUUAGCCGCACGCAGACCAUCAAAGAGAUCCACGAGUACCUGUCGCAGCGGCUGCGGAUCAAGGAGGAGGACAUGCGCUUGUGGCUGUACAACAGCGAGAACUACCUUACUCUCCUUGACGAUGAGGAUCACACGCUGGAGUAUCUCAACAUCCAAGACGAACAGCAUUUAAUAAUAGAAGUUCGGAACAAAGACAUGAGCUGGCCGGAGGAGAUGUCCUUUAUAGCAAACAGCAGUAAAAUAGACAGGCAUAAAGUUCCUACGGAGAAGGGAGCCACCGGCCUCAGCAACCUGGGGAACACCUGCUUCAUGAACUCCAGCAUCCAGUGCGUCAGUAACACGCAGCCUCUCACCCGGUAUUUCAUCUCGGGCAGGCACCUGUACGAGCUCAACAGGACGAACCCGAUAGGAAUGAAGGGUCACAUGGCGAAAUGCUACGGGGAUUUGAUUCAGGAGCUGUGGAGCGGCACUCAGAAGAACAUCGCGCCCUUAAAAUUACGGUGGACGAUCGCGAAAUACGCUCCCAGGUUUAACGGUUUCCAGCAGCAGGACUCCCAAGAGCUCUUGGCUUUUCUCCUGGACGGCCUCCACGAGGACCUGAACAGAGUCCACGAAAAGCCGUACGUGGAGCUGAAAGACAGCGACGGCCGCCCGGAUUGGGAGGUAGCGGCAGAGGCCUGGGAAAAUCACCUGAGGAGGAACCGCUCCAUCGUGGUGGACCUGUUCCACGGGCAGCUACGGUCCCAAGUGAAGUGCAAGACCUGCGGGCACAUCAGCGUCCGCUUUGACCCGUUUAACUUCCUGUCUUUGCCCCUCCCGAUGGACAGCUACAUGCAUGUCGAAAUUAUAGUUAUGAAGUUAGAUGGUACGACUCCCAUUCGAUACGGGCUGAGGCUGAAUAUGGACGAGAAGUACACCGGCUUGAAAAAGCACCUCAGCGAACUCUGCGCGCUCAAGGCGGAGCAGAUCCUCCUCGCAGAAGUACACAGCUCAAACAUAAAGAACUUUCCUCAAGACAACCAGAAAGUCCGCCAUUCGACGAGUGCCUCUUUGUGUGCGUUUGAGAUACCGAUCCCAGGUUCGCCCACGUCGGCUUCUCCGAGUCCCGUGCAAACAGAGUACCGCAGCGGCCCGUCGCCCAACGGGAUGAUCAGCGUGCUGAUGAAUGGAGACCUUCCCCAGUCCACCCUGAUCCCCAACGGCAUGCCCAGCACCGUGGUGCCCUGCAGGAUGGAGAAUGGCCUGUCGGGCGUGGUGGCGAACGGCCACGUGACCUCCCCUUCGGACAGCCCCUUCAUAGGAUACAUCAUCGCGGUCCACAGGAAAAUGAUGCGGACAGAAAUGUACUUCCUUUCGUCUCAGAAGAAUCGCCCGAGCCUCUUCGGAAUGCCGCUCAUCGUUCCGUGCACCGUUCACACGCGGAAGAAAGACUUGUACGACGCGGUCUGGAUCCAGGUCUCCCGGCUCGCCAGCCCCCUUCCUCCCCAGGAGGCCAGCAACCACGCGCAGGACUGUGAUGACAGCAUGGGAUACCAGUACCCCUUCACCCUCCGCGUGGUACAGAAGGACGGCAACUCCUGCGCUUGGUGCCCGUGGUACAGGUUUUGCCACGGCUGUAAAAUCGACUGCACAGAAGAAAGAGCUCACAUGGGGAACGCCAACCUCGCAGUUGACUGGGACCCUACGGCGCUUCAUCUCCGCUACCAGACGUCACAGGAACGGAUAGCAGAGGAACACCGGAGCGUGGAGCAAAGCCGCCGGGCCCAGGCUGAGCCAAUCAACCUGGACAGCUGCCUGCGGGCCUUCACCGGCGAGGAGGAGCUGGGCGAAGACGAGAUGUACUACUGCUCCAAGUGCAAGACCCACUGCCUGGCGACCAAGAAGCUGGACCUCUGGAGGCUGCCCCCUAUCCUGAUCAUCCACUUGAAGCGGUUCCAGUUCGUCAAUGGCCGCUGGAUCAAGUCCCAGAAGAUUGUCAAGUUCCCCCGGGAGAGUUUCGACCCGAGUGCCUUCCUGAUGCCGAGAGACCCGAGCCGCUGGCCGCAAAAGCCGCCCACUCCCCAGCUGGAUGACCUUUCUGAGCCCCAGCUUCUGCCGGAGGAGUGUCGGAGGACGGAGGCCCAGAACGCAGCGGCCGGGGAGGGCGACGUGCUGAUCAAGAGCCCUUCUUCCCUCAAUGCUUCUAGCAUCGUGAAUAAUAUCAAAGCGUCCCCUUCUCCCGGGAGGAAGUGUGCGUCCGGCUGUGCGUCGGGUCGAAACGUCAGCCCAACCGGCAGCCCCCGGACUGUGGGAAGAAGCAAAGGCCGUCUCCGUCUCCCCCAGCUGUGUAAAAACAAACUCUCGAGCAGCAAAGAGAACUUGGACGCGAGCCGAGAGAACGGCAGCGACCCGGAUCCGAAACUCACUCCCGACCCAGGGGAGGGCUUUGGCCGAGGUCCGGCUUUGGGGGGCAGCCAGGGGGAACUGUUUGCCGGCCAGGAGGGCGAGGGGACUUUAGCCAACGGAUACCUGUGCAGGCAAAAUUCUCACAGCAACGGCAGCCUCGACGGUCAGCUGGAAGCGCGGGGCGAGGAGGAGACGGCGGAUGACCAAAGAGGACAGCUCCGCGUUAACCCCAUCUACAACCUAUAUGCAAUUUCGUGCCAUUCAGGAAUUAUGGGAGGAGGCCAUUACGUCACAUAUGCCAAAAACCCCAAUGACAAGUGGUACUGUUACAACGACAGCAGCUGCAAGGAACUGCACCCUGACGAAAUCGACACGGACUCUGCCUACAUCCUUUUCUACGAGCAGCAAGGGGUGGAUUAUGCACAAUUUCUGCCAAAGAUAGAGGGAAAGAACAUGGCGGACACGAGCAGCAUGGACGAGGACUUUGAGUCGGAUUACAAGAAGUACUGUGUGCUGCAGUGAGCCGGGCGAACCUGGGGCCGUCGCCUCGAGACGCGGCUCUCGCGGGGCGCAAAACCGAAACCGCGACGAAAGAGAGGCGGUUUUUAGACGAGUGGGGAAAAGCGCGACGUAGUUUUUAUUUUUUUAUUUCCCCUCUUGCGAUCCGAAAGCACAACUAGGAGAGAGAAAAAGAAAGCCGAGAAACCCGAAUUAAAUAACAGUUCACAUUGAGAGAUGAUAGCAUUGUUUUUGUUCGGCUAACUUGGUACACGCCCCUCCCCGGGGGGCGGGGGGGGGAGAUAAAACGACAACACUCCACGAUUUUGGUCUGCGUUCGUUCUUUUUGCCUUUGACCUUUAAACUGGUUUGGCGUAAGCAGACUGGGACCGAAGGAGCGUAAAUUUUUAAUCCUCCAAAUAACGGCUGCCCCCGGAGUAGUAGGAAAGGUGUUUGUUUAUUUUACAAAUUUACUCUUAGGCAAAGGGGUCAGCGGGGAAGGGGGAGAGAAAUAACCCUUUUGAUGCUCUCUUCGGAUUUCAGACGAUGAACUUGUAGUGUUGUCGGUAGACGACAUGAAAUUGCUACCUCCUUUUUCUGAUGUUUUAUCCCAUUUUAGCGGCGAGGUCAGGAAAGCGCGGAAGAGGCGUCCUGCACGAAAAAGAAAAGGAAAAACAAACGGACGGCGUUGAUUAGGGGAUUUCCCCCUUUUUGGUUUUUUUUUUUUUUAAACCCCUCUGGUCAGUGUCUUGGUUUGUGUGUGUGUGUGUGUGCGUAUCUGCGGAUAUAGGCAGCCGUUUUCUGUUCUCUCGACAACAGAGUCCCUUUCUGGACUUCCGGGUUUCUGCGUGCUUUUCUGCUCUGAUGCCGAGAUGACUCCAGGCUGUGCAGAGAGGGACAGGCGACUCUCUGCAUUCGCACGCACCCAGUCUGAGGUGUGGGGGUGGAGGGCGCCGUGAGCGGGAUUCCCCCCCCCCCCCCAUUUCCCGAGGUUGCAUGCACUACCCCAACCCGGAUGUUUUGGACCACACAGUUUGGCAGUCGUGCACAUCCGGAGCACACCAGGCCGGCAAAAUCUGCCCUACGCUUUUCUCGGCCUUGUAGUACGAGCUGCGCCCCGGCUCGUGAAACCUUUUCACACGGGCACGGCCACAGCGCCACCCCCCCCCCUCCCGUCUUCAGAUCUGCCGUAGCUGGUUUCCGGCUCUCCGGUCUGGUGGUAGGCAUAGCACUGGUGAUCUUGUAAAUGACGUUUGCGACCCUGGGAAGGGAAGGCGGAGGGCAUCGGUGCAACAUGUUCCUCCAUUUCCCUGCCCAACUUACCGCCUCCAAAUCCCGAGGGAGACAGAGCCCUGAUUUAGGGUCAGCGCUGAUGUAACAUUUUAACCCCCGUUAAGGCUGAAGGGAAACACGCAGCGUGGAAGUUUGCCCUGCUUUCUCGUUCGCCCUGAUCUCUCUACCCCAGCGAAGAGAUCAGCAGUGUUACGUCCGCUGAAAUCCUUAGAAGGUGAAAGCUAUCCUCCUACCCUGUUUGAAGUCUCCUCCCUUUCAGGACCGGCGCGGGGAUGGUGGUUUUUAAAAUUGCACUUUACUAAAAAGGAAAGCAUAGUUUUAUUUUGUUACUGUAGGUGCUUUGGGAACGAAGGGGACGUCAUUUCCACCUCUCUGUUUCAGUUUAAAGGGCAAAGGCAGCGCGGUCUGGACAGCUGUGGUUUAAAAACACACACACCAAUGCUUCUGGUCUCGCUUCCUUUCUGCCCGCCCCCCGAAAAGGAAAACCCGCGUGCGUUUCUUACUGUAAUAAUGUAGGCGUUAAUUUUCGACGUUGAGAAAAGCAAAACCGAGAAGCUGCAUCAACGGGCUCAGUUGCUGUUUGGAUAUGUUUGCGGCCGGUUCCCGCCCCGCGCCUGCCUUUUGGAAGUUCUUCUGGAGCGGUGCUUGCAAAAGAGGUUGUGUUCUCACUUCUCAGGAAAGAUCUGCGAGAUGGUUGUUUGAAUUCAUGCCGACUCUCGUCCAAGGAUCUUCAAUGCACGUGGGCAGCUAUUCCACAGGAACAUUUUUAGGAAUCUGCCCCCAGGCUCGUACAAGCAGGGGAGAACAGCUCCAGAAUUGACCUAAUCCAGAUUCCCUUGCUCUUCCAAAACCCCAGUUCUAAAGUGGAUUAUUGAAUAAUAUUACGCCCGCGUUUAUGACAGGAUUCUAGCUCCUUAAUUUGUGAAACGUCUGGAAGAGCAGGGUGGAGCGUUAUUCUUAAAACUGGAACCAUGGCCUAGUUCUGCCUAAACCUGUGUCUGGGCUGUACCACUUCGGGCUCAGCUGAUUGGACAGGACAGCUUCUCCACCCAAAAUAAAACCCCAUUGCUUGUGGAAAGCUAGGCUGUCAGGGAGAACGCUAAGCAAGGACCCAUCACCUUGACAAGCUAACUUUCUAUGGAAGAUUUGUGGUUCUGUAGAGGAACACUCUGCCAUCUGAGCCCCCACUUGCAGUCCAGGUGGUACAGUCCAGACACAAGAGUUUCCUGUCCUCCGGGAGAGCUAGGCCAAACUCACAGCCUUUAUUUUAACCAUUUCCCAUGUGUCCUUUGCAAAGCCAAAUCGUUAAGCUUAUCUGGAGAGGUUUUGCUCUCCGUUGCUCAGAGUUUACAUAAACGUUUUCUUUGGAGUUGCUUUCUUUCCCGAUGAUUCGAUGCAAUGCUGUUCGCCCGUGCUCUCCCACGCAUGCGCGAGACUGUCGUUCAAGGGACUUUGACGGACAAAGAGGGUACAGAGGUUUGCAGUGUCCCCUUCUAUUUCAACUCUGCGCUGAGAAAAGUUUGCUGAAAUGCUCACCAGCAAGCCUGCGAUCUUUAGACCUGCUUCAGCGGCUAAUAAGUCGUGUGGUGGAGGACCAGCCAUGCGCCCUGCAUUUCUCCUCCGCACAUGUAACGUGUGAUGUGGGCGCUUGGCGCAAAGGACCGGACACACAAUGGGAUGCCUUGUUGCCCCCCAGCAAACAGGGACAGGAAAGGUUAUGUGAAUCUGAACCUGGUGUUCACCGGAGUCCGAACAGAGCGCCCCUGUGUCGGACAUUAACGUUACAUGGGCAUUGGAGAGUCUGGGUGCGCACAGCUGAACAGGCCUUUCGAGAAGUCGCAUCACUUCUGCAAGCUAAAUUCGGCCCUCUUUCAGGCAUCGGUUGUCAAACUCUUGAUUGAACGCCAUGCCUCAGUCAACGUCGUUCCUAACGCACGUUUAAAGCUUUGCCAAAAGUAGAGAAGCUAUCAAGUCCCCCGGUACAGAUCUCAAUGACUUUUAAUGUGGCUUUGAUGGGAAAUACUCCCUGAUUGGGGCAGAGGAAGCAAUUUCCGCCAUGAAUUGCUCUCAAGUCUAUUUCUCCUUGCAGCACGAAGUGGGGGGAAAACCCAAGCCUUUUAAAAAUAAUUUUUAAAAAGGGUAUGAUUUUUGGAUCGAGGCCUCUUUACCUAACACCCCUUUGCAAGCUCUUCCUUAUACACCUUCAGAUCUCUUUCCUCUUCAAAAGGUAUUUUAGUUUUGUUCGUUUAAGCAGGUAGCAUGAAUCUACUAAUGUCAUUUUAAUCUGUCAUGCUUUGUUACAUUGGUUGUAAUUAUUAUUAUUUUUACAAGACAAAGAAUUAAAUUAAUUCCUAAAUUUAACGGGAAAUUUUUAUUAAGUUAACUCUUAACCACAUUCACUUUGUAAAUUAUUGUAUAAAACUUAUUGACAAUGCACUGAAUUUAGAGAAGACCAUGUAAAUAAGUACUAUGUAAAUAAUAAUUAAAAAAAAGUAUUAAUGUAUUGGGAUAUGAACUGUAUAAAAAAAAAUGUCCAAGUAACUGUAUAUGGAGUGAACUUGUUUAUCUGUAACUAUAUUAUCCAGACAAAUUAAAUACUGUGGAUGCAAC
Molecule: messenger RNA, 8881 nt
Organism: Elgaria multicarinata webbii
Lineage: Eukaryota; Metazoa; Chordata; Lepidosauria; Squamata; Anguidae
Gene: USP32
Product: ubiquitin specific peptidase 32
Exons: 34
Coding region: 131-5002 (1623 amino acids)
Biological process (GO): protein deubiquitination
Cellular component (GO): Golgi apparatus
Molecular function (GO): calcium ion binding; cysteine-type deubiquitinase activity
Source: RefSeq, a predicted model, not a curated record